Messenger RNA from Mangifera indica (mango), 2985 nucleotides. RefSeq names its product GBF-interacting protein 1-like. The transcript has 10 exons. Gene Ontology annotation, molecular function: protein binding. The record is from RefSeq and is a predicted model, not a curated record. Bases 253 to 2850 code for a protein of 865 amino acids. Lineage: Eukaryota; Viridiplantae; Streptophyta; Magnoliopsida; Sapindales; Anacardiaceae.
AUUUCAAAACCCUCCAUUAAGCCGUGAAUUCUCUCUUUUUAUUUGUUCAUGCAAACCCUAACCUUACUCAUAACCAUCCCAACUCAAAGCCAGACACUUCACACAUUUCAAUCCUUCUAGUUGAUCGCUUCUUUGUAUUGGAUAUUUUGUUUUGGGGCUGAAAGUUGGCAGGUUUGUGUUGAAAGUGGGUUUUUGUAAGUGUUUGGGUUUUUGUCUAAGCGGCGGUUGUGGCGGCGGUGUGUGGCGUUUGAGAUGGUCACUAGUCGUGGGUCAGCGAGAAUAGAAGGUGGGACUCAGAUUUUGUCUGCGGGAGUAAGGAAAACCAUCCAAACGAUCAAAGAAAUUGUGGGUAAUCACUCUGAUGCUGACAUAUAUGUGGCUUUGAAAGACUCUAACAUGGACCCAAAUGAAACUGCUCAAAAGCUGCUUAAUCAAGAUCCAUUCCUUGAGGUAAAGAGAAGAAGAGACAAGAAGAAAGAGCCUCAGAGUGUGGGCUCCAAGGUUUCAGCUGUACCAAGAAAAAAAUCAGAGAAUUAUGUUCCAAUGACUAAAGUGCGUACGUUUACUGAUCGUAAUGGUCGAAGAGGUGGCUAUACUCGGAAUGCUUUACCUGAUGCAGGAAUUAAUCGAGAGUUCCGUGUUGUGAGAGACAACAGAGUGAAUCAAAAUACAAUUAAGGAGAUGGAUUCUCCUCUGCCACAGUGCUCAACAUCUACUGAUGAUAUGGUGGCCCCCAAUGCUGCUGGAAAGGGUGGCCCAACAGGAAUUCCAAAUAGUCAAAAUCCCUCUUUUGGACAGAGUUUAUCUCAGUCUUUGAAUGGACCAUCAGAUUUGCGGCAUAGACCUACUCGAGAUUCUAAUGUUGGUGGUACUGAUAGGAGAGAAGCACCUGAUGCAAAAAAGACUACCGUUCCUGGUACAGUUGCUCGGGUGCAAGUGGUGAAAGCUAACAAUUCUCAAGAACAAUCUGCAACACUGGCAUUGAGCAAUUCUGUUGGGGUAUACUUUUCCUCUACAGAUCCUGUUCAUGUGCCAUCUCCUGAUUCAAGAUCUUCUGCUGCUGUUGGAGCUAUUAAGCGUGAAGUUGGGGUUGUGGGUGGUGGGCGACAGUCUAGUGAAAAUGCUGCCAAAGAUUCCUCUGCAACAAGUAGUUCUUUCUCAAAUUCGCUUUUGGGAAGGGAUAAUUCUUCAGAAUCAUUUCAACCAUUCCUUGCAAUUUCUAAAGCUGACCAACUUAAACAAGGUAUUGCGAGCGGUUCUGGAAUGUCCAGUAUUCCAGUCAGCAGGGCUUUGUUUACUAAUCAUUAUACCGGAAAGUCACACCAGCAAGCUGUUGGUCAUCAAAAAGCUUCACAACAUAAUAAGGAGUGGAAACCAAAAUUGAGCCAAAAAUCAAGUGUAAUUGGGCCUGGAGUGAUUGGAAUUCCUACUAAAUCUACAUCAGUUCCUGCUGACAAUUCUAAAGGAUCGGAGUCAGAUGCGGCAAAAUUACAUGAUAAACUCUCUCGAGUAAACAUAUAUGAAAAUCAGAAUGUAAUCAUAGCCCAGCAUAUUCGAGUCCCUGAGACUGAUCGCCGUAGGUUGACUUUCGGUAGUUUCGGAGUAGAUUUUGAUUCCUCUCAGAGUUUUGGAUCUGGAUUUCAAGCAAUUGGUGCUACUGAAGAAUCAAAUAGUGAAUCUGCUGCAAGUUUGUCUGUAGCUGCUCCUAAGUCCUCUGCUGAUGAGGUUUCUGGCAACAAGCCAGUGGAUAUUCUAGAUGACCAAAUAAGAAAUUCUGGAUCUGACUCACCAGCAUCAGGUGAAGCAUCUGAGCAUCAAUUGCCUGAUGAUAUUAAAGAGACUUCAAGUCCUAAGAAUUUGGACAACUAUGGUGAUGUUGGAUUGGUUCUGGAAAAUAACCAAUCCUAUGUUCUUUCAGAGUCACAACAGCAGCAAGAUCCUUCUGAGUUGGCAAGUUUCUCGGCAUAUGAUCCCCAGACUGGUUAUGAUAUGCCAUAUUUCAGACCGGGUAUGGAUGAAACUGUACGAGGACAAGGACUACCUUCUCCUCAGGAGUCCCUGGCCUCACAUACCUCCAACAACAUCCCAGCAUCAACAAUUACCAUGGUACAGCAGCAGCAACCACCACAAAUGACCCAGAUGUAUCCGCAAGUCCAUGUUUCCCAUUACACUAACCUUAUGCCAUACCGCCAAUUCAUCUCCCCACUUUAUGUACCACAGAUGGCUGUGCCUGGCUAUUCUAGUAACCCUGCCUACCCACAUCCAUCAAAUGGCAGCAGUUACUUGCUAAUGCCAGGAGGUAGUUCACCUCUCAGUGCAAAUGGUCUUAAGUAUGGAAUUCAGCAAUUUAAGCCUGUUCCUGCAGGCAGUCCCACUGGGUUUGGAAAUUUUACAAGUCCAACAGGGUAUACCAUCAAUGGUCCUAAUGUGGUUGGGAGUGCUGCUGGGCUUGAAGAUUCAUCUCGAAUGAAAUACAAAGAUGGAAACCUUUAUGUUCCAAAUCCACAGGCUGAGACAUCCGAACUUUGGAUUCAGAACCCAAGAGAUCUUCCAGGCUUGCAGUCAGCUCAAUACUACAACAUACCUGCACAAACAUCUCACCCAGCUUAUUUGCCAUCCCAUGCUGGCCAUGCUUCCUUCAGUGCAGCUGUACCACAAUCGUCGCACAUGCAGUUCCCAGGCAUGUACCAUCCAACGCCACAACCUGCUGCAAUGGCCAAUCCACACCAUUUGGGGCCUGCCAUGGGUGGUAAUAUUGGAGUUGGGGUUGCCCCAGCUGCUCCUGGAGCACAAGUUGGUGCAUAUCAGCAGCCUCAAUUGGGAAAUUUCAAUUGGACUCCAAACUUUUGAAAGAAAAUCCAAAUCUAACCCCUACCUCCUUGUAAGGGAUUGAAGUAGCUAUAUAAAGUUUUGAGUUUUCUUUGUGGAAUGAGUAACCCAUAUAUCAUUUUCUCGAUUAAUGCAUCAAGUGGUGUUCAUUUUCCA